AGUCUGCGCCUGCGCGGACUGCGGCAGAGGGCGGGGUGUGAGAAGCAGAGUACACUGAGACUAGCAUUCACUGCUGGCCAGUGCCUGCGUUUUCCACCACCUCUGAUUUCAGCUUCAGCAAGUUGCUUGGAACUUUGGUUCUGGCAGCAGCAGCAACAUCAUUACCGCUAGCGGCAGUUUUGUGCCGAGGCACCUACACACCUCCAGUCGUCUGUGCCAGAUCGCGGGCCUGUCUGUGUCUGCUCCUACACGCCGGUCGGCAGGACCAUGUCUCUGGUAAGCCAGAAUUCGCGCCGCCGCCGCCGCCGCGUUGCAAAGGCCACUGCGCACAACAGCAGCUGGGACGAAAUGCAGGCCCCUAAUGCCCCCGGUUUCCCCGCUGAUAUGCCAGGCUCAGACGUCCCCCGGGGUCCCAGCGAUUCCCAGAUCCUUCAGGGCCUCUGUGCCUCUGAGGACCCAAGCACCUCCGUUCUGCCCACCUCCGCUGAGGGCCCAAGCACCUUUGUGCCGCCCACCAUCUCUGAGGCCUCAAGCGCCUCCGGGCAGCCCACCGUCUCUGAGGGACCUGGCACCUCCCUGCUGGCCACCCCCAGUGAGGGCCUAAGCACCUCCGGGCCUCCCACCAUCUCUAAGGGGCUGUGCACCUCUGUGACGCUUGCCGUCUCUGAGGGCCGGAACACCUCCAGGCCGCCCACUUCCUCUGAGGAACCGAGCACCUCCGUGCCGGCCACCCCUGGUGAGGGAACGAGCACCUCCGUGCCGCCCACAGCCUCUGAGGGACCAAGUACCUCCGUGGUGCCCACCCCUGAUGAGGGACCGAGCACCUCCGUGCAGUCCACCGCUGGUGAGGGACCGAGCACCUCCGUGCCGCUCACCGCCACUGAGGGCCUGAGCACCUCCGUGCCGGACACUCCUGAUGAGGGACUGAGCACCUCCGUGCCGCCCACCGCCACUGAGGGUCUGAGCACCCCCGUGCCGCCCACCCCUGAUGAGGGACCGAGCACCUCCAUGCCGGCCACUCCUGGUGAGGGACGGAGCACCUCCAUGCUGCCCGCCGCCUCUGACGGACAAAGCAUCUCCUUGGUGCCCACCCCCGGUAAGGGAUCAAGCACCUCCGGGCCACCCACCGCCACCGAGGGCCUGAGCACCUCCGUGCAGCCCACUGCUGGUGAGGGACCGAGUACCUCCGUGCCGCCCACCCCUUGUGGGGGACUGAGCACCUCCGUGCCGCCCACCCCUGGCGAGGGACUGAGCACCUCUGUGCCUCCCACCGCCACUGAGGGCUUGAGCACCUCCGUGCCGCCCACUCCCGGUGAGGGACCAAGCACUUCCGUACUGCCAACCCCCGGUGAGGGACGGAGCACCUCUGUGCCGCCCACUGCCUCUGAUGGAUCGGACACCUCCGUGCCGCCCACUCCUGGUGAGGGCCCAAGCACCUUAGUGCAGCCCACUGCCUCUGACAGACCGGGAAGCUCCGUGCUGCCCAACCCUGGUGAGGGCCCGAGCACCUUGUUUAGCUCUAGUGCUUCUGUGGACCGGAACCCCUCCAAGUGUUCCAUUGUUUUGCCAAGCCCUAGGGUAACCAAGGCCUCCGUGGACUCGGACUCUGAGGGUCCUAAGGGUGCAGAAGGCCCUCUAGAAUUCGAGGUCCUGAGAGACUGUGAGAGCCCCAACUCCAUUACUAUUAUGGGCCUCAGUACUUCCCGGGUUGCAAUUACCUUGAAGCCCCAGGACCCUAUGGAACAGAAUGUAGCUGAGCUGUUGCAGUUCCUGCUGGUGAAGGAUCAGAGCAAGUACCCUAUCCGGGAGUCUGAAAUGCGGGAAUAUAUUGUUAAAGAAUAUCGCAACCAGUUUCCUGAGAUACUCAGGCGAGCAGCAGCCCACCUGGAGUGCAUUUUUCGAUUUGAAUUGAGAGAACUUGACCCUGAGGCACAUACCUACAUUCUGUUAAACAAACUGGGACCUGUGCCCUUUGAAGGGUUAGAAGAGAGCCCAAAUGGGCCAAAGAUGGGCCUCCUGAUGAUGAUUCUAGGCCAAAUAUUCCUGAAUGGCAACCAAGCCAAAGAGGCUGAGAUUUGGGAAAUGCUCUGGAGGAUGGGGGUGCAGCGGGAAAGGAGGCUUUCCAUUUUUGGGAACCCAAAGAGACUUCUGUCUGUGGAGUUUGUAUGGCAGCGUUACUUAGACUACAGACCAGUAACUGACUGUAAACCAGUGGAGUAUGAGUUUUUCUGGGGCCCAAGAUCCCACCUAGAAACCACCAAGAUGAAAAUUCUGAAGUUCAUGGCUAAAAUAUAUAACAAAGAUCCUAUGGAUUGGCCAGAGCAAUACAAUGAAGCUCUGGAAGAAGAUGCUGCCAGAGCCUUUGCUGAGGGUUGGCAGGCUCUCCCUCACUUUAGGAGGCCCUUUUUUGAGGAAGCUGCUGCAGAGGUAGCAUCCCCUGAUUCAGAGGUUUCCAGCUAUUCCUCAAAAUAUGCCCCACAUUCAUGGCCUGAGUCAAGAUUGGAGAGCAAGGCAAGGAAGUUGGUGCAGUUAUUUCUGCUUAUGGAUUCAACUAAGCUGCCUAUACCAAAGAAAGGAAUUCUGUACUACAUUGGCCGAGAGUGCAGCAAAGUGUUCCCUGACCUCCUGAAUCGUGCUGCCCGCACCCUGAACCAUGUCUAUGGGACAGAACUAGUGGUACUUGAUCCCAGGAAUCACUCCUAUACCCUGUACAACCGAAGAGAGAUGGAAGAAACUGAGGAGAUCGUAGACAGUCCAAACAGGCCUGGCAACAACUUUUUGAUGCAGGUCCUAAGCUUCAUCUUUAUCAUGGGCAACCAUGCCAGGGAGUCUGCAGUCUGGGCCUUUCUGCGGGGCUUAGGGGUUCAAUCUGGGAGAAAGCACGUGAUUACCUGCCGAUACUUGAGUCAGCGCUAUAUAGACAGUUUACGGGUUCCUGACAGUGAUCCAGUGCAAUAUGAGUUUGUAUGGGGUCCUAGAGCCCGUCUGGAAACCUCCAAGAUGAAAGCCUUGCGAUAUGUGGCCAGAAUCCACAGAAAGGAACCACAGGACUGGCCACAGCAGUACAGGGAGGCAAUGGAAGAUGAGGCCAAUAGAGCUGAUGUUGGGCACAGGCAAUUCUUUGUUCACAACUUCAGGUAGAGGAAUGCAUGGCAGUCAGAGGGGCCUUGCAAGAAGGGGCCUUGGAGCCUCAGGUCUCAUGUAUUGGGUGAUGGGGGCGGGUACAUACUGUAUUUGGUAUUUGUGUUCCAGUUAUAUUUACGUCUUUUCAUAUUUAGUUCUUGUGUGGUGUCUGGAAGUGUUUCAACUGUUUUAAUAUAUUGUCCGAUUGGGUAAAUGUGAUUGACCACUUGCUGUCUCUGUUGUAUUUUGGUAUGAGUUUUGAUAGCUCUAUAAAAUGUUUUGAAAAUCUUUCCAUCUUGUUGCAUUAUCUAGAAGAGAAUAUAUAGCAUAUAGCUAUAGAUAUAGGCUUUUCCUUAAAAGCUUAAAAAAAUUCGCCAGUAAAAUAAUCUAGCUUAAAGUGAUAAACAAACAAAUAUAUUGACAACUGAAAAAGCACUCUAAAUUGUGGCUGGCUUCCCUUUCUGUGUGCUAUUAUAUAAAGAAUACUGAUGUUUACCUGUAUUUGCUUUGCUGUACUAAAGUGUAAUGAACAAUAAAAGAUUAAUAAAUGAAACAUAAUGCUAA
Molecule: messenger RNA, 3687 nt
Organism: Chlorocebus sabaeus (green monkey)
Lineage: Eukaryota; Metazoa; Chordata; Mammalia; Primates; Cercopithecidae
Gene: MAGEE1
Product: MAGE family member E1
Biological process (GO): negative regulation of transcription by RNA polymerase II
Cellular component (GO): nucleus
Source: RefSeq, a predicted model, not a curated record